AUAGAUGGCCAGCAUGGUCAAAUAAUAAUCACAGUGGUUAUAGAGCGUGUAACAGACACCUAGGGCUGCUAACCUAGUAUCACAGUCUACUAUCACAGUCUACUAUCACAGAGAAACGUGUUAACCGGGUAUUUAGAGUAAACAAUGUUUUUACUGCAUUUUAGUAUUUCUCCUCCUUUCUCCUGUAUUUGUGUGUCCCAUAAAGAAAUAACUUCAAUGGCCCCAUAUUCUGGAUUCUCCAGGUUAUGCAAGGAUGCAUUUCCCACUCUGGCCUUUUCUAAAAAUCUCCAAACCUGUAUGAGUCAUGGUUCAUUGACAGGCAAAAGAAAGCCAUGCACGGCAUUCCCGAGGGGACAUUCCUUCACCUGUCCCAUGCCGUGGGACUUUUCAUUGUGCAGGCUAAGGACGGGUGCGCUUUGAAUAACUUUGCCAAGGUGGCAAUUGUGCGGCUCAUUCACUAUGGAUCCUUCGAAUGGAACUUUAAGUAACGACCAGAUCACUGGUCUCUCGACUGUGUACCUAGUAUCUCUGUCUUUAAGCUUGAUUGGGAGUUUUUCAGUGCUGGUGGUUUCCAUCGCAAGGAGGAGGCACUUACAAGAACAGGUGAAUCCCCUGGUCCAGCUGGCUGUAGCUGAUCUGUUGGCAGCAGCCACCUUGAUGUUCACCAACGCAAUGAAUGAGACCGACAGCUUCACCGACAGUGUGUUAAUCUGUAAACACCUACUGCCUCUGUCACUGACAUUUUACUGUGUGUCGUUUCUGCUGGUGAUAGUGUAUGCCUGGGAGUCAAAGCAAGCUGUCGAGAGAUGGAGGGAGAGACCAAGAGAGGAAGAGUCCCAGUGUAGACGAAGGGUGGUGGUUUUGCCUGUAAAUACACUUGUGUGGUUUACGCCGUUGGUGAUGUACUUUGCGUACACAAUGUCUUUAGUCCUGACCACAGUGGACUUGGUACCAGCCGGACACGGGACAGCAAACAACAGUGAAGUUAGCACAUACUGCACCAGCUGUAUCCUCUUCUUGCAUGUCUGGAGUGACCACUGCUCAGAUAUUGAACAGAUCCAUGACAUGUUCAUGCGAGGCUUCCUCUUCUUCAGUGUGAUACUAGUGUUGGUGUGCUGCACAGUGGUUUACUACAAGGUGGACAGCUUGUAUCGCAGGUACGAUGAGGGACUAUUUCCUGUGGAGGGAGAUGCACGUUCAAGGAAAAGACUGAGGGGUGUGUUCUCCACUGUUCGCUACAUGAUUGUGGUUAUCAUCUUCUGCUGGACGCCAGCUCUUCUUCUGGUUGUCCUGUCUGUGAUGCCAGACAUACCUAAAGAGAAGCUCUUCCCCCUCUAUGUUAUACAGGCGGUGACGGUGUCGCUGCAGGGCUGUCUGAACAGUGUAGUCUACGCCUGGAGACGACCAAACUUCAGAGACGCUGUGCUUGGAGAGAGGAUGCCCCUGCUCAGCCAAGACGCCCCCCUGUCCUUCUUCGAUGAAUCACUGAGGGGGCCGCCAGAGUGACGGAAGAGGAAGCGAGACAUUCCACUAGUUAGUUUUUUCUGGUUCAUAUACAGUCAAUAAACUAAACAGACCAAACCCAGCUACUAAUGCAAUGGUGCUAUGGGAGAGCCACCCCCUUAAGCAGAAAGGAACUGACCAUUUUUGGUCAAUGGUAAACGGCCUGAGUGGGACAUCUCAUCUAUCCACCAUUUUUGGGGGCGCCCUUGAAGCCUGACCUCUAGCACUUAACCCCGACUCGAGAGAUGCUGCUGGUGGAAUUCUCCCUCUGGCCCAGAUCUAGAAAGAGUUUUCCCUGCUCAAGUACUAACCUUCACCACUAAGGAAAGAGAUUCAACACUGGCCUUAGAUCCGUUUCUAGGGAUAACUUCAUUCCUCUGGAGCCAAGACAAUGGAGUUUACGAUGUACUUAUUUUACUGUUAUUUAUUCUGAAAAGAAUCUUCAAUGCUUUCAUAUUCCUUUUUUAGUACGGUGUCCUUUCUGUAAGAAGGGUUGAUAAGGUGAUUAUUAUGAUGAGUUGUAGAGCCAGGUGGGCCGGAGAAUAAUAGAAGUCAACAGGAUAUGACAAUGAUUCUCAUUUGAUUAAUUAAUUGAUUAAUAUGGUUUACAAAGCACUUCCUUAAGGGUUGGGGGAUCCCUUUCCCAAAUUCCAAUAGAUAGCUAGAGUUACUACGGUAGGAAUUGUCUACAACAUAGCAAACAAUGUAACUAGCAAGCAUAGCAAGUUAUCAUUUGUACACAUUCACAGGCUUUUGUAUCAGGUUGUAAGUGACUCUGGAUAAGAACGUCUAAUAAAUGACAAACAUGUCAAUGUAAAUAUAGUAUCACCCUGAACAAACUGAAGAAAGACCAGGGGUAUGUUUUUUUAUUCUAUCAUUUGACAUCAAUGAUCCCUUGAUUUUGGGGGGGAAUUUAGCACAUUUCAGGUCUGCUGAGCGCAAACUUGAAUGUUGUGAAAAUUCUGUCCAUCUUCCAGCAUGCAUUUACUGUGAACACUGAGGCUGUACUCGCUUUAAGUUACAGUUUUAACAGUGGCCAAGUAGGCUACUGUUGCUAUUUGAUCAUAAUGUAGGCCUACCAGAGUGGCCUACCAUGAAAAACAAUGGAGAAAAUGCAUCCCAUAAUGCAUGGAAAUAGCUGUUCUAUCAUUCAGCCUACAGUAGCAGCCAAUGUGUGGUUCUCAGCGUAGGCCUACAUUCCGUGAGACUUUUGAAAAAAACCAUGCAGGGCUUGACAUUAACCUGUUUAUCCACUUGUCCUUCAGACAAGGUGACUGAAAAUGUUGUUGUGUUGUUUAAUUCAAGAAACCAACUCAAAUGCAUUAUUAUUCUUAUACCAUUAUUACAGAGAAUCAGACAAAUUGUGCUACCCUCUAUUGGCUACUACGCUUAUUCAUGCCUGUCUCAAAUUACAACACUGCCCCUUUAAGACAAAAAAGCUCUUUAUUUGACGAGCUUUUCAGAGAUUUCUAGAAAUGUUGACAUGUUGUGCUCUUGUAGGAAGGAAUCACUCUCCUAUUGCUGACUGCACAUUAUCUAUAACUGGGCUAAUAACUCAAUUUGUCACAAUUGCCACAGUAAAGGGAAACGUUGAUAGUGUUAACUAACAGGGAAAACUCUAGAAAGUUGAGUGAAGUUCAAUCUCCUGCUUCUAUCUGUGGGCUGAUGUUUCUUCUGUGCUCUGCAAGGCAGAGAGGAAUACUGUUUGACAUGUGUAUAAAAGUUUUAAAAAAUACGAAUGUGAGUCAUUUUGCAUUUAUUUGUUGACCAGUACUUUAUUAUAUUUUGGCAAGUAUACCUUCUUUUGUGGUCAGUAAAAUCCCAGGAGAACUUUUCCUAACAUGUUGUUAUGAUGUUUUAUUUGUACAAUAAAUGCAUUCUUACCCA
Oncorhynchus keta (chum salmon) is the source of this 3390-nucleotide messenger RNA. RefSeq lists its product as uncharacterized. The record is from RefSeq and is a predicted model, not a curated record. Gene Ontology annotation, biological process: adenylate cyclase-activating G protein-coupled receptor signaling pathway. Gene Ontology annotation, molecular function: G protein-coupled receptor activity. The transcript is spliced from 13 exons. Lineage: Eukaryota; Metazoa; Chordata; Actinopteri; Salmoniformes; Salmonidae. Gene Ontology annotation, cellular component: plasma membrane. Bases 460 to 1506 code for a protein of 348 amino acids.